Molecule: messenger RNA, 1572 nt
Organism: Aureobasidium namibiae CBS 147.97
Lineage: Eukaryota; Fungi; Ascomycota; Dothideomycetes; Dothideales; Saccotheciaceae
Product: MFS general substrate transporter
Exons: 4
Coding region: 1-1572 (523 amino acids)
Biological process (GO): transmembrane transport
Cellular component (GO): membrane
Molecular function (GO): transmembrane transporter activity
Source: RefSeq, a predicted model, not a curated record
AUGGGUGGUCCUUCGUCCAUCACCGCGGUCGAUACUGUCAACGAGAAGUCUCCUGAAGUGCAAGAAACGUCGACUGGCACGACCCCUCCUGCCAUCGAGAAGAGAGCCAGCAUCGUCUCCGAUGGUGACGAUGCGCUCAAGGUCGCUGGCACAGAUGCUCAUCAUUUUGACGAGAAGUACUAUGCAAGACUGAGACGCAAGAUCGACUGGCACGUGAUGCCGAUUCUUGUUUUUGUGUACUUUACACAGUUCUUGGACAAGAACAUUCUGGGAUAUGCUGCUAUCAUGGACUUCCCCAUUACAGGGAUCCAUUACAAUGAUGUGGCUCAGGCUUUCUACAUGGGCUUCCUCAUCUGGAUGUUUCCCACGCAAUAUAUCGGCCAAAAGUUCCCUCUCGGCAAAUAUCUCGGCACCCAUAUCAUUGCCUGGGGCUGCCUCGUCAUGCUGCACGCCGUCUGCGGCAAUUUCCCUGGCUUCUACGUUUUGCGCUUCUUCCUAGGCAUGCUCGAAGCUUGCGUCAGCCCGACGCUGAUUCUCGUGGUUAGCAUGUGGUACAAGCAGAACGAGCGCGCGACUCGCAUCGGUUGGUUCUACGCCGGUAACCUCUCGACGUCCCUUGUUGGAGGGGGUAUUGCAUACGGUGUCACAUUCUUCGAAGGUGCUAUCGCGCCUUGGAAGCUGCUUUACAUUAUCCUGGGCGGGUUGGCGGUGUUCAAUGGUAUCAUUGUACUCCUCUUCUUGCCAGACUCGCCGAUGCAAGCGCACUUUCUCACUGCCGAGGAGAAGAUUGCAGCUCUAGAGCGAGUGCGUCUUGACCAGGCCGGUGUGCACAACAAGCACAUUAAGCGUUACCAGAUUAUUGAGACAUUCAAGGAUAUCCGGACUUGGAUCAUGUUCCUCAUCAUCAUGUGCACCGGCGUCCCUAACGGCGGCAACAGCGCCUUCAACAACAUCAUCACCAAGUCCUUCGGCUGGACAUCCCGCGAAUCGCUCCUUCUCGGCAUGUCGCGAACAGCAAUCGGCGGCUUCGCCGUCGUAGCAGGCGGCUGGCUCUCCGACCGCCUGAAAGACCGAAUGACGCUCGUCCUCCUUUUCUCCAUCCCAACUCUCAUCGGCAUGAUCAUCAUGACAACCAUGCAGUACUCUGGCCAGCGCGGCGUGCUGCAAUUCGCACAGCUCUUCCAAGACCUCUCUGCCCCUGGCUUUCCCCUCUGUUACGCGUGGAAUGCCUCCAAUGCUGGUGGACACACCAAGAAGAACACAGUCAACGCCUUCACGCUUUUCACGUUCGGGUUGGGUAGUGUGGUCGGCACAUACAUUUUCCUGCCGAAAGACGCGCCGGGGUAUAUUCCUGGCAAAGCGGCGAUUGUGGUUCUGACGGUUGUGCAGAUGGCUUGUUGUGUGAUUAUGGCGUGGAUCAACAUGCGCUGGAACAAGCAGAAGAAGGCGAAGCUGCAGAAGAUGAUCGAGGAGAAGGGGUGGACGGAGGAGGAUGUGCAGAGGGAGAGGGAGAAGGCUGCGUUUGCGGAUUUGACGGACAGGGAGAAUGUUUUCUUCACUUAUACUAGGUAA